GAUGACAAUACACAUAUAGUAAUGAAGAAUCUAUUUGUUUUCUUACUAAUUAAUCAAUUUAACUCUAAUAUUAUACUCGAGUUUUCCCUGCACAAUUUGAUAAAACUUUAAUUUGAAAAUAAAUUGAAGAAUGAGAUUUGUUCCUAGCAAGUACAUUGAUUAUGCUUGGCUCUUGGGUGGUUCUUCUAUUGGUUAAAAUGGAAGAAAACCUCUACAUUUGAAGGGUUCCAUUUGAAUUAAAGCUAUUAGCUUAACUAGCUCAAGGAUAAUGCAUUACAAUUUUUUAUUUUUUUUUUUGGGGGUCACUCCACACACACACACACACACACACACACAAAUUAUAUGUAUAUUUUUCGAAAACCCCAUCUAAAAUUAAGUAGGAUUUAUAUGUCCAAGUCAAAUUCAAAGAAAUAAAAUAUUAAUAAAGCAGUUCAUAUUAUAUAAUAUGGGGGAUAAGAGCCCAUCGUGAUUCAGACCAUAUAUUUCUUUCCAGACCUGCAGAGAAAAAAAAAGAAAAAAAAAGAAAAAGGGAUCAUAUGGAUCAAAGAAAGCAAUAUUUGACUCCAAUGUUUUGUCUUCUGAUCAUAUUUUCGUGCAAACCAAAUAGGAUAUCAUCGAAUCCUACAACAAAUAGCAGCAAACAUUUUGUAUUGGUUCAUGGGUCAUGCCAUGGAGCUUGGUCUUGGUACAAACUCAUAGCCCUGCUAAAAUCUUCAGGUCACACCAUCACAGCCCUUGAUCUGGCGGCUUCUGGUGUCGAUCUAAACCGUGCAAAUGAUCUCCCAUCGAUUUCCGACUACUUUAAGCCUUUGAGGAAAUUCAUGGCGGGUCUUCAUCUACAUGAAAGAGUAAUCCUUGUUGCUCAUAGCCUUGGUGGGUUGGCAAUUUCUCAAGCUAUGGAGAUUUUUCCACACAAGAUUUCUGUGGCUGUUUUUGUCACUGCUUUGAUGCCUGGUCCGGCUCUCAAUAUUUCCACUCUUAAUCAAGAGUCAUUCAGGAGGCAAAAUUCACUGAUGGACAGCCGUUAUACAUAUGACAAUGGCCCAAAUAAACCUCCAACUACUUUUGUGUUUGGCCCACUAUACUUGGCUUCAAGAGUAUAUCAGUUUAGCCCACCUGAGGAUCUGGCAUUGGCCACAGUGUUAAUGAGGCCACGACCUUUGUUUAGUGAAGAGGACAUGUACAGGGAACUAAUAGUAUCCGAAAAGAGAUACGGGUCGGUUAAUCGGGUUUAUAUAGUAUCGGAAAAAGAUAUGGUGGGAACGAAGGACUUCCAAUGGUGGAUGAUUGAGAGGAAUAAACCUAAUGGUGUGGUGGAAAUCAAAGGAUCGGAUCACAUGGUGAUGAUGUCUAAGCCAUUAGAGCUAUGCUUUCAUCUACAGGCCAUUGCUGAGGAAUAUUCUUAAUAGUGAUGAGAGAUUAAUUGAACAGGGGCAUUUUGGGAGGUGCAUGGCUGGUCCCCUUAUCCUGACACUGCAAAUUAUCUGCCUCUCCAGUUCCAAUAACAAUAAUGAUAAUGGUAGUAAUGGUAGCAGCUGACCAGCGGGAUAGAAAGCCACACACAUCCGAACUGCGGCUUCUUCUCUUGUACCAAACACGCUCAAUUAAGUCAUCAAGUCGAUUUCCUUUUCUGGUGAAUAAAUAAAGUCCAUGUCCUUGAUAAAUCUCCUAUAUGUAAAGGCAGCAACCAUGCUAUAUUAAAUGAUUGUAUUGAAAUUAUGUACCUUAAAAGAAUUCUAAUCUAGAUUUUUUUCUUUUUUCAGAUUAA
Messenger RNA from Ziziphus jujuba (common jujube), 1768 nucleotides. Its product is annotated as methyl jasmonate esterase 1-like. Gene Ontology annotation, molecular function: methyl salicylate esterase activity; methyl indole-3-acetate esterase activity; methyl jasmonate esterase activity. The coding region runs from base 537 to 1406 and encodes 289 amino acids. The transcript has 4 exons. Gene Ontology annotation, biological process: jasmonic acid metabolic process; salicylic acid metabolic process. NCBI's taxonomy places the organism in Eukaryota, Viridiplantae, Streptophyta, Magnoliopsida, Rosales, Rhamnaceae. The record is from RefSeq and is a predicted model, not a curated record.